GUCAGUUAUUCUGGAUGUUUGAAAACUGAAUUAAGAAAAAUUCACUCAGAAGUUGGCUGAAUGUUGCAAGCUUGCAAAAUGGAAGGAUUUCCCCUCAUUCCCCCUCAACCCUCUGAAGAUAUGGUACCCUAUGAGUCAGACCUCUACCGACAGCCCCAUGACUAUUACCAAUAUCUCAACAGUGAUGGAGAGAGUCAUGGUGAUCAUUACUGGGAAUAUCAUCCACACCACAUGCACAGUGAGUUUGAAACCUUUGGAGACAAUCACUUCACAGAACUGCAGAGUGUACAGCCUCCCCAGCUGCAGCAGCUGUACAGGCACAUGGAGAUUGAACAAAUGCAUGUCUUGGAUUCUGCAAUCCCAACCACACACAUCGGACUCAACCAUCAGGUGUCCUAUUUGCCCCGGAUGUGCCUACAGUACUCCUCUCCACCGCAGCCCAGUUCUGAUGAGGAGGACAUAGAGAGGCAGAGCCCCCCGUUGGAGGUAUCAGAUGGGGAGACUGAUGGUGUGGACCCUGGGCCUGGAAUUAUGCAUGGAGAAACAGGCAGCAAGAAAAAGAUACGUCUGUAUCAGUUCCUUCUGGACCUUCUUCGCAGUGGAGACAUGAAGGACAGCAUCUGGUGGGUGGACAAGGAAAAAGGUACUUUCCAGUUCUCCUCCAAACACAAAGAAGCAUUGGCCCAUCGCUGGGGCAUCCAGAAAGGUAACCGCAAGAAAAUGACCUACCAGAAGAUGGCACGGGCUUUGAGAAACUACGGCAAGACAGGGGAGGUCAAGAAAGUUAAGAAGAAGCUGACGUACCAGUUUAGUGGAGAGGUGAUGGGAAGGGGGGUCACUGAUAGGAAGCAUUAUCCUCACUGAGGCCACGGGACCCUAAGCAAGAAAAAUAUUAAGACCUCCUGGCUGGAUACCAGCAGAGGAGAUGGACGCAUCUUUCUCUUUGCUUCCUGUGCCCCCUUCUCUGCCUUUAAACGGCCUUUACCAUCAGAUGUUUCUGGUACGAAUUCCCUUCUUCAGCAUCUGAGAAUCCUAAACGUGACAGAAUUCUUUGCUUCCAUCCUACAAGUUGGACAAAGUUGGGAAAUUUAAACAAUGUACAAAUAUAUUAUUGUCAGGAAAGAUUUUUUUUGAUUGUAUUGUAACUAAAGAAUACAGCUGAUGAAGUUUUGCCUUCAAAGA
Messenger RNA from Gavia stellata (red-throated loon), 1182 nucleotides. RefSeq names its product Spi-1 proto-oncogene (gene SPI1). The record is from RefSeq and is a predicted model, not a curated record. Gene Ontology annotation, cellular component: nucleus. The transcript is spliced from 6 exons. Bases 61 to 864 code for a protein of 267 amino acids. Gene Ontology annotation, biological process: regulation of transcription by RNA polymerase II; cell differentiation. Gene Ontology annotation, molecular function: DNA-binding transcription factor activity, RNA polymerase II-specific; sequence-specific DNA binding. NCBI's taxonomy places the organism in Eukaryota, Metazoa, Chordata, Aves, Gaviiformes, Gaviidae.